GCUUCGUUGCGCCCUUGGAUCGCUUGUGCGCCGCUGUCAUGGCAACGCAAAGCCUUCGGACACCUGGAGGAGUGCCGGCGAACCAGAACCGGCGGGCAGCGCGCUUUGCAACGUUACGGGUGGAACGCGACGAGAUUCUGACCCACAGCUGGACGGUGGUGGGUCAAGCGUUCGCCAACUUUUGCCGUUUGUCGCCUGAACUUUUGACCCAAGUCAACGAAGACCUUUUUUUCUACAUUUUGAAGAUGAAUACUGGGAAGAAAAACGCUGCCGCUGGUGCGAUCGCGGUCCACAUUAAAUCACAGAAGGAGGCCACAGAAGCUACAGAGACUGUGUUACUGCCAAGCACGAGGUCAAAGGGCAUCAGUGGAUGCUUCAGAGGAGACCACACUAAAGAUGGCUCAUCACGUAGACCAAAGGACCGGCUGCAUCACACCCUCCUCAGACAGCUGCAGGUAAAAAUGGAGGCUGAAAAUCAACAGGCAAAAAAAACAAUCCCACCUUUACUGGACACAGGUUUUAUGAAGGAAUUAGAGCUGUUUCUUAGCCAGUGGGAUGUAGCACAGCUGAGGAGGAAGGAGCUGCUGCACAAGCGCUGGACUGAGCGCGUGUGGCUGCCGCUGCAGAGGAGAGUGGAGGAACAUGUGUCCAGCUGUGGCCCGGUGGAGGCCGAGAGGCGCCAGAGCUUAUACAGUCAGUACAUCGGUCACUGCAACUCCAAGGGCUUUGUGUUUCUAGACACCUACGAUCCAGCGGAGUAUAAUCCUUUUCUCCUCUGUAAGAUGCAUGAAAGGCACGAAGGACACAGAAUGUCUCUUUGUUGUAAAGCAGGACGUAAAUGCACAAGGAAACCCCAAAAGCCGUUACCUCAGAGCGGUCGUCCUCUUGUGAAGUCUGGGACGUCUCGGGCUAAAAGCCUACUGGCCUCAUAUUAUCCAGCAUCAAAACCUCCAGCUGAAGGAAAAGAGUCCAGCAGGCUCUGCACCAUCCCGUACCAUGUGCUGGCGACCGCUACAGCAGACGGACGGUGCCACAAACGCAGCUGCUGGUUCUCCAGAUGUGGUCCCCAGCAACCAGCACCAGGUUUACAGGAGCCUCAGUCCUUGUCGAUGUCCAAAUAAAAUCCAUCUGCACCAUAAAAGA
Messenger RNA from Betta splendens (Siamese fighting fish), 1143 nucleotides. RefSeq names its product family with sequence similarity 228 member A (gene fam228a). The record is from RefSeq and is a predicted model, not a curated record. NCBI's taxonomy places the organism in Eukaryota, Metazoa, Chordata, Actinopteri, Anabantiformes, Osphronemidae. The coding region runs from base 39 to 1121 and encodes 360 amino acids. The transcript is spliced from 9 exons.